Molecule: messenger RNA, 598 nt
Organism: Solanum dulcamara
Lineage: Eukaryota; Viridiplantae; Streptophyta; Magnoliopsida; Solanales; Solanaceae
Exons: 3
Coding region: 94-333 (79 amino acids)
Source: RefSeq, a predicted model, not a curated record
UUUUGAAGUAUACAUCAUUUUCUUUACUUUUCCGGGGUUAGAAAUUAGUUUGCCUAUAGAUUUUUUUUUCUCUUACAAUCGAAGAAGAAAGCAAUGGGUGGAGCGAGGAGAAUUCCACGAAUCAAGUUUCCACAGAGGCAUUCAAAGCCUUCUGGUUCCACAUCCCAGAAUUCCCAACAUCAGAAAACUCCAGCAGCUGAAGAAGCUCCUCGGACAUUUUUCUCAAGGUCCCCAACUAGCAUGUCUGUUGCAGGGAAGGCUUCUGACCAACCCAAAAGAACACCAGUGACUCAGGAGGAAAUUGAUUCCAUUUUGUUGGGUGGCUGCCUCUGACUUUAGGCAGGCGAAUUACCUUCAGAGAGAAGACACAGCUCACAAAUUCACGCUUUAUGUUUAGUGAUUGGGUGACUACCUUUCAUGCUUAUGUUUUAACUGUUGUACUUCUUGAAACCAGUGACUCUUUUCAGCAAUCAAUGUUUUUGAUGAAUGAUUGUUAAUAAUUCGUUAUGCACGGUAUGGCAAUCGAGACCUGGAUUGGCAAACUACCUCAUACAUUGGUAGGCUUUAUUCUUUGGUAUAGAAUAUAACCAUUUGCAGA